AUGUCGGAGUUCGAUAAGUCACAGUUUGUUUCAAUACUCAAAGAAUGUGACGGAAAACCCCAGUGUGCUAUUAAUACCUCUAACAUUCAGGAUAAAUCAAUCAGCUUCUACUGUCAAGUUCUCAAGCAUAAUAUGUUAGACGAUUUGGAAGUACAAUAUCAGAGUGACGUCAGAGAAAACUUUACUGCGUUCCUGAAGUCACGUGUCUACGAUGGUGAGGCAGGACGUGUUCUGACACGUGGUAAUCUAACGCAUCAGUGUCAGAGAAGGGGGCAGUGGUUCGGGAAUCCUCCAGUUUGCAAUGUCACCUGUCAGGAACCUAUCCAUGAGAACAUUGCCACUAUUCGUGAAACAAGUCCGUCUCCAAUCUAUGUUGAGGAUUUUAAUGUGACUUACACGUGUAGGAGAAACCAUUGUCACUCUGGCGGUGAUCUAACUAGAUUCUGUAACGGAAGUGGCAGUUGGACAGGAGAUAAGCCUUUUUGUAAACGUUGCAAAUGUCCAUGUGAUAGGGUACGAACCCAAAAUAUCAUCAAAGAUCCAGUAGUAUUUAAGAAUCGAAUUGACAAAUUGAAGAUGGAGCUGAAAGUGAAAAUGGAAAGUCUUUCCUCAACAUUGAGGAGGAAGACAUGUGCCAAGGACGAACGGAAGUCAUCAACCAACAUCGGCUCCGUCCUCGGAUGGGGAACCCUCAUGUUUAUUGUGGUCUUCAUUGUAUUAAGUGACAUUCCAUUGUUCUACAAACAAAUCCGUUAUGGACCUUAA
Molecule: messenger RNA, 765 nt
Organism: Saccostrea echinata
Lineage: Eukaryota; Metazoa; Mollusca; Bivalvia; Ostreida; Ostreidae
Exons: 4
Coding region: 1-765 (254 amino acids)
Source: RefSeq, a predicted model, not a curated record